Messenger RNA from Electrophorus electricus (electric eel), 3480 nucleotides. It is a transcript of the gene scn3b, whose product is annotated as sodium channel, voltage-gated, type III, beta. Gene Ontology annotation, biological process: regulation of heart rate by cardiac conduction; sodium ion transport; regulation of sodium ion transmembrane transporter activity. Lineage: Eukaryota; Metazoa; Chordata; Actinopteri; Gymnotiformes; Gymnotidae. Gene Ontology annotation, cellular component: voltage-gated sodium channel complex. Gene Ontology annotation, molecular function: transmembrane transporter binding; sodium channel inhibitor activity. The record is from RefSeq and is a predicted model, not a curated record.
AGCACUUUUGUAAGUCGCUCUGGAUAAGAGUGUCUGCUAAAUGCCGUAAAUGUAAAUGUAAAUGUAAAUGUCAGGUCAGCUGCCUUUGCAAAUAAAGACAAAUCUGUUUAAUCUAUAAAGAACUGAACAUGAAGACUACUAUACAUUUCUAGGAGCCCUGUUACUGUGUAAAUAUUUUCAUGGGUGUUAGUAUGUAUGCGAAAUGGUCAUGUGUGACAUCCUGAGACACAGAAAAUAAGACAUUUUAUUGAAAGAUUUGGAGCAUAUGCCCCAAUUUGUCGAUUGUCCAUAUCCUCCAAACUCACUGUGUCUGGGUUCUGAUUCAAGACUCUGUUCGGUGUGACUCAUAAUAAUUACUGUAAUUGCAGUAGAGCUGCUUCUCCUCGCACUCGCAGGUUAAGAGGGUGGACUGUGUGGGUUUGAACGCUGGAACAAUCAGUUCCUGCUUUUAGAGCUGACAGACGUUUGAAAGCGUUCCGUUAUUAAUCAGGAGCGACUUCGCAUUGUCCAUCGGCGCAUGGGGGAUGCUACUGAAGACGUAAGAUGAGAGACGAGGAAUACAUGUUCAUAUUUUCAUCCCUAGUCUGUGGUCAGACGUGUAACGUUUGACGUUUAUGGUCUAACACAUCUAGCAUGGUCCGUCAUCGCGAACGAUCAAUAAAUGGCAAAGAGAAAUCUCCUUCCAAGAAAAGACGGUCAUCCAAAAAUAUUUGGAAAAAUUGAACAAGAGCCAAAAUCCAGAAAUCUCAUUGUUUAUGUCAGGAUUCAUAUCAGUUCCUAGAUACAGAUGCGUUGUUAAAACCUCCCUCUCACCGAGACUCUGCAUUUUCAUUUAUUGUGCGCUAUCACCUUUGUCUACGUGCAGAAUUGGGUUAGUUCGUUGGCGCAUGCGCAUUUGAGAGGAAAUUCAUGAGCAGGGUAACUGGACAGCGAGUGAAAAGCCAGAAAGAAAGACGGUGCUUCCAGGGCAUCCUUACUAUUCGCACCGACGGGAAAGCAAUGUCAUUCAUUGGCUGUCAGUGAUUAUAUGUAAACCAUCUCAGUGUGGAUGCAUUAUAUAUCUAUGUUUCUGAGGGAAAUUUCCUUGUAGAAUUUUUUUCUUUGUUGGAAUCCACAGGUCGUUUUGUUGGCGGAAAACCCGCGUUGCUCCGAUUAACAAGUAUCGCUACCAUGAAGAAACCUUCCAGGGAAAUACAGCGCUCAUUCUCGUUUUUCUAGAUGUAGUCUGUCUGUCACGGGAGACGCAACCCAAGACGCCGCCCUCUUGUUCGAAGCAUGAUAACUCAAACGAGGGUUCUGUUGCAUUUCCUUUCACUACUGAUAUUUGCUGUGCGAGAAUGCAGGCCAGUGUGUGUGGACGCCGUCUCAGACACAGAGGCGGUGCUGGGAAGACCGAUGAAACUGACCUGUGUCUCCUGUAUGAAGCGGGAGGAAAUCAGCGCUGAGACCAGGGUGAACUGGUACUACACAGGCCCGGACGAUGACCGGCAGUCUAUAUUCCUGUACGAUGGCAGACCGCGGGACCUCGAGGGUCCCUGGAAGGGGCGGCUACAGUGGAACGGCAGCAAGGACCUGCAGGACGUCUCCAUCAGCAUCAUCAAAAUCAGGCUCAAUGAUAGCGGCCGGUACGAGUGCGUGGUCCACCGCCAGUUCUCCUUUAACCUCUACACACCGUCCAUGGAGAAGCGUGUCGAGAUCAAGCUGGUGGUGAAGGAGAAAGCGAGUACUGACUCCACAGCAUGGUACUCGGAGAUCAUGAUGUACGUGCUGUUGGUGUUCCUCACCUUCUGGCUGCUGGUGGAAAUGAUCUACUGCUAUAGGAAGAUCUCCAAAUCAGACGAGCAAACCCAGGACAGUGCGACAGACUACCUAGCCAUUCCGUCGGAGAAUAAAGAGACUCCGGCUCCUGCAGUAAUGGAAUAAAAGUGGUUGUCUCUCACACACGAUACGGUACUGAUGACUCCUUCUGGUGAUUGGCUUGAAAAGCAGGCGAGACCUGAUCCUGCCCAGCCUGACAGAUGCACUGAGAUAACAGGAAACCUGCCAAAACAAAGUCCUGUCAUCUCGGUCACGUGGUGUGAAGGCAAACUCCCUCCUGAUUAAUAAACCACCCCUUCUCUUUCUAUAUUUCUCUUUCUCUCAGAGAAGCUUUACACACCUUUAACCCUAAAAUGAAGACGAGGUCAUGUUUGUGUUUUUUCAAUUAUUGCCUUAGAAGAAAUACAACAUUCAGAACAGCAAUCAGAAAGGAAAAGCUACCACACUGCCUGUUUCCAGGAAGGCAGACUGCUUUGCCUAAGUUUGACGCCCAUCGUGCCCUUUGACAGACCUCUGGGCCUUUGGUACACUAUGUUCUUACUAUUUUGAUAAAAAAAAAAAAAAUCAUUUUUUAAAAACACAAUCUGGCAUCUUUUCAUCCACUAUUUUAUAUAUGAAAUAAAGGAAUGCUGGUACAUCCCAGCGUUGAGAGUCCAUAUCCAGCCCGGCUACCUUAACCAGACGGAGUCUCUGAGAGUGAGUUGAGUAAUCUGCUGUAGUGUGUUUGUGGUCUCUGUGGUUUCGUGUGUGAAAGACCCAUGGUUACCUUAUAUGUCAGUCAUGGUAAUAUGCUUUUUUAACUGACGUGUCGCUCAGCCAUUUUAACCUGAACAUUUGAAGGUAUGUGGGCUAAAUAUUAAGAGAAGCCACCCCAAGGAUAUGUAGUUGUAGUUCCAUUCAAUCUUAUGUAACAGGAGUUCUAACAUGCACUGUAAUCAUAUUGAUAUCACUUAUUGUGAUUGAUAGAUCAAUAAUGCUCUGUGAUGACGCAUCGUUACUGAUAACUGCUCAAUAAUGCUCCGUGAUGAUGCACUGUUAUUAAUGACUGCUCAGUAAUACUCUGUGAUGACUAUGGAAUACUCUACUCUGUACUCAGUGCUAACCUUACAGACUGUUGGAUAAGUUGUGCACUAUGCUAUGCCUACAUCUACAAGUUCUACACCUAUAUCCAGUUCUUUUUACAUGUGGAUUUGGUCUCAGAUAGACUUUUUUUUUUUUUUUUUUUUUUUUUUUUUUACAAGACUCACAUGCUAUAACUUAAUCUGCGUAAGGUUUUCACUGUCGUCAGUGGCAACACCAUUGUGUGCUGGGGUUGAUCAAGUCAGAUGACUGUUGAAUGCACUGCUGCCAUUAGUUUACCUACAGUCGGUAUCUACUUUUACAGUUUGUGACAGUGUAAAAUAACUCUGCUAUUAUUUGUACUUUUUUCCUCUUUGGAACAGUUGCCUUUUGCAUUGUUUUAUAAGAUGCUGCCAAUAUAUUGGGACAAAUGUAACUGCCAAAAAUAGCCAUAUAUAUAUAUAUAUAUUGUGUGUGUGUGUGUGUGUGUGUGUGUGUGUGUGUGUGUGUGUGUGUGUGUGAGUGUGUCUGUGUGUUUGUUUGUUUGUUUGUUUGUUAAGCUUGUCAUCUACUAUUAAGGAAAUUAAAUGCAUUCUAAAAGUC